Teleopsis dalmanni is the source of this 375-nucleotide messenger RNA. Its product is annotated as neuropeptide-like 4. The record is from RefSeq and is a predicted model, not a curated record. Lineage: Eukaryota; Metazoa; Arthropoda; Insecta; Diptera; Diopsidae. The transcript has 2 exons. The coding region runs from base 39 to 233 and encodes 64 amino acids.
UUUACCUACUUUCAACAACAAACAACAAAUUUUCAAAAAUGUUCAAACUUUUGGUUGUGCUUUUUGCUGCUCUCUUUGCCGUUGCAUUUGCUGUGCCAUCACCAGUAGCUGGCCCAUCUCCAGUUCCAGUGGCAAGCCCUAAUCCCGCACCAGUGCCAGCUCCUCAAGUUUAUUAUGGUACACCAUAUGCUUACUCUGGUUAUUAUGCUUCACCCUACUCUUACUAUGGCUAAUAGUUUUACACUAUCAUGUGGAAAACGCUAAAUUGGAUUACGACCACGGAUUCCUCUGACCUCAACAGAUUAUUUUUAAUAUUAAGUAUUUGUUAAAAAAAUUGUGUUGUUUUAUUAAUACUCGCUUUUAAAAUGAUGAAAA